UCAAUGGGCGUCGACACGUGUCACGACAUUACAGGAAGAUAUUGCAUACUCAUUGUUUGGCAUCUUUGGCGUUCACCUACCUGUAAUCUACGGCGAGAAGAAGCAUCUCGCUCUCGGCCGACUGUUGCAGGCGAUUGUGGCUCAGUCGGGUGAUAUCACUGCCCUGGACUGGGUCGGAAAAUCUUCGGAGUUUAAUAGCUGUCUCCCGGCCGACAUUGCCUCAUACGAAGCGCCGCCAUGCAUACCACCAUCGCUAUCCGAUGAUGAGAUGCAGGCGUCGGUCUCCAACCUUCGAAGUGUCGCGGAUGUAAAGUUGGCUGUGGCAUUGUAUACCCAGCUUGACAACCUGCACGCUCCUCGUUUCGCGAACCGCAGACUACUCCUUCCUUGCAUCACCUUUCUUGUCACAGGAGUCAGAAGGAAGAGCGGUCUACACUGGGAGACAUGUUUCACAUAUGACGUCAAAGCAGACGGACUUCAAGACUUGUUAGUCACCACCGAAGACAAGCUGAUUCAGUUCUCGCAUUCGAGACCUUCUCGGCAGAGAUUCUUACUCGUCCGUCCCUGGAAUCAUCAUGACCUCGGACUGUCUGAUUUCUCAGACGAUAUGCAGACCGUGCCCGGGUCUCCACUAGACGAUUUAUCUUGGGGUCACCCUAAAGAAGUUGGCUUAGUUGAUAUAGAGUCUCAGCCGCAAGCAUUGAGGUUGAUCGCUCGCCUUGGACAGCCUUUUGGCGCACUUUUGUUAGCGCAGCAGCGCGGCGAGGAAUACAAAAGAAUCGCAUCGGAUCAUGACAUCAUCGCACGUGUCAAGGACGUGUCUGCUAUUCGCGACAUGUCGAACGUCAGAACGGUAGAGAUAUUAUAGUUUGCAUUUCAAAGAAUAUGUAGAAUUCUAACGAGUCUUCAUUAUCAUAUCUUUAAAUUGACUGUACUUUCAUGAAAUAAUAUCCCAACUCGACUUUCAUAUCGAUAUGGCAUACUGAUCAAACAUUGG
Messenger RNA from Suillus subaureus, 997 nucleotides. RefSeq lists its product as uncharacterized. The transcript has a single exon. NCBI's taxonomy places the organism in Eukaryota, Fungi, Basidiomycota, Agaricomycetes, Boletales, Suillaceae. The record is from RefSeq and is a predicted model, not a curated record. Bases 269 to 868 code for a protein of 199 amino acids.